Messenger RNA from Caenorhabditis elegans, 1308 nucleotides. RefSeq names its product MATH domain-containing protein (gene Y16E11A.4). The record is from RefSeq and is marked reviewed. Bases 7 to 402 code for a protein of 131 amino acids. NCBI's taxonomy places the organism in Eukaryota, Metazoa, Nematoda, Chromadorea, Rhabditida, Rhabditidae. The transcript has 4 exons.
AGAACAAUGUUCAAUUCCUGCAAAGAGUUCAAAAUCAGCGAAGCUGUCAAAAAUGUUUCACGAUUUGAGGAUGGAGAACAAUAUUCCACUGACAUAGAAGAACGAUUCAAUAUUCCGUGGAGAAUGGAAAUAAAGAAGAAAAAUGGAUAUUUUGAGUUUUAUUUGAAAUGCGAAAAAGAAGAAUGUGAAAACAGAAAAUGGUCGAUUGAAGUGGAGUUCACAUUGAAAUUGGUAUCGCAAAACGGAAAAAGAUUGACAAAAAACGGACAGUACACAUUCGAAAAGCCGAUUGGAAACGGUUGGCCCAAAUUCAUCAGUUGGAAGGAGUUGGAAAACUCUCCGUGCAUUGAAAACGAAAAUCAGAAAUUAUUUCUUUUGAAUCACACUGUUAAGAAUGUUUAAAGCAUUAAAGAAGGAAGCGACUACUAUACAAAAACAGAAAAACGAUUCAAUAUUCCAUGGAGACUACUGAUUCAAAGAAGAAAUGGGUUUUUUGGAUUAUAUUUGCAAUGUGAUAAAGAACAAUCCAAUAGAAGGAACUGGACAAUUGAAGUGGAUUUUAUGCUAAAACUAGUCUCCGUAAAUGGCCAGAGUUUAUCUCAUGCUGGAACAUACACUUUCAACAAACCAGAUGGUCACGGCCGGCAAAAACUUAUAAGAUGGGAUGAUAUGUUAGAGAAGUAUAUGGUGAACGACAGUAUCAUCAUUGAAGCACGUGUAAAGAUAACUAAAAUGACUGGAUGUGAGGAGGAAACAAGUAUUGAUGACCUGGAUGAUGAAUUUUCUGAUUGUGUGAUCAAUGUCGGAGGGAACAAUUACACUGUUAAAAAGCAAUGACCAAUUUUAAAUUAUAAUUAGUUGAUCACUUCCUUCCUCAUUUUCCUUUAUCAAAGUGGCAUAGUUGAAAAUUUUCGGAAUAAUUUCAACUUAUGAGUAUUUAUACUUUUCAUAUUCUAUUUAUUCGUCCCAUCGUUCACUUUUUCAUUUAACUUCAACCAAUUUGUACAUGUUUUUUUUAUCAAUUCACUGAAAAGGUUCGGUUCCAGUUUCUUUACUUUUCCAUAAAUAACGAUUUUACUGCUUCUCUUUAUGUUGCCUUCCUCACUGUUAAAAUUUACUGAUAAGAUGUUUUGUAACUCCUUUUUUUAUUACUAAUAAUUGAAAGUCUCUUUUUCUUUGAAUUGUUCUUUGGUUCACGUUUCCAGUUUUUUUCACACAUUGCUCAAGUGAAAACAAUUGUUGUCAUUUGUCCUCAUUACUGUUCUAUUUUUCAAUAUUCAGUGAAUGAAUCUAAUUUUUAAAGAAAUA